AUGGAAGCCUGGUUAAUCUUCAUUAUUCUCUGUCUUUGCCUUUUACCAAUUCUCAAAGCCAUACGUAACCUUGUCUUUCCCAGUUAUCCUCUCCCUCCGGGGCCUCCAAAAGUGCCCAUCAUAGGCACCUUUACAUUGCUGAAACAAUACAAUAACGAUCCUAAAACACUUCUUCAAAAUCUUCAUGCCAAAUAUGGUCCAAUCUUCACUCUUCAAAUGGGUUCUCAAACAGAUAUUUUCAUUGCCAAUCGCUUCCUUGCACAUCAAGCAUUAAUCCAAAAUAGCACCAUUUUCGCAGAUCGCCCCAAGGCACUUCCCACAAAGAAGAUCAUUAGCAGCAACCAACAUGACAUCCUUUUCAGCUUCUAUGGCCCCAUAUGGCGCCUCCUAAGGCGCAACCUCACUUCAAGAAUCCUUCAUCCCUCACAGGUUAAGUCCUAUGCACAUGCACGCAAGUGGGUGUUAGACAUGCUUCUAGAACGCCUUAAAUCUGAUUCAGAUGCAUGCAACCCCAAAAGGGUAGUUGACCAUUUUCGAUAUGGCAUGUUCUGCUUGCUUGUUCUUAUGUGUUUUGGUGACAAACUCAAUGAGAAGCAAAUAAGAGAAAUAGAAGAUAGUCAACGUGUUAUGCUUCUCAGCUUUGCCAGAUACAAUGUCUUGAAUUUUUGGCCACCAAUUACUAGGAUAUUGUUCUGGAAGCGAUGGAAGGAAUUCUUACAGCUACGAAGAGACCAAGAAGCUGUGUUGAUUCCUUAUAUCAACGCUCGAAGGAAAGCCAAGGAAGAGAAACUAAGUAAUAGCAAAGAGGACAAUGAUCAAGAUGAAUUUGUUAUGUCAUAUGUGGAUACUUUGUUGGAUUUGGAAUCAUUGGAUGAUGGUAAAAUUUGCACCUUAUGCUCGGAGUUUCUGAACGCUGGAACAGAUACAACUUCAACAGCAUUGGAAUGGAUCAUGGCAAACUUGGUUAAAUACCCUGAUAUCCAAGAAAGGCUUGUGGAGGAAAUUAGAGGGGUCAUGGUUGAUAGAGAGAAAAACGAAAUCAAGGAUGAAGAUUUGCAAAAAUUGCCAUAUCUUAAGGCUGUGAUUUUGGAGGGCUUAAGGCGUCACCCACCAUUACACUAUGUGGCUCCUCAUAGAGUAACAAAGGAUGUUGUUUUGAAUGGUUAUUCGGUGCCUACCUCUGCCUCUGUGAAUUUCUUAGUUGCGGAGAUUGGUAGGGACCCUACAGCUUGGGAUGACCCCUUGGCCUUUAAGCCAGAGAGAUUCAUGAACAACAGUGAGCAAAAUGGAGACACAACGUUUGAUAUAAUGGGAAGUAAAGAGAUAAAGAUGAUGCCAUUUGGGGCUGGGAGAAGAAUGUGUCCUGGCUAUGGUUUAGCAAUGCUUCACUUGGAGUACUUUGUGGCCAAUUUUGUUUGGAAUUUUGAGUGGAAGGCCAUGGAUGGAGAAGAAGUUGAUCUGUCAGACAAGUUGCAAUUCACAACGGUGAUGAAGAAUCCUUUAAAGGUUCAUGUAUCACCUAGGCUUUAG
Molecule: messenger RNA, 1530 nt
Organism: Gastrolobium bilobum
Lineage: Eukaryota; Viridiplantae; Streptophyta; Magnoliopsida; Fabales; Fabaceae
Product: cytochrome P450 89A2-like
Exons: 1
Coding region: 1-1530 (509 amino acids)
Cellular component (GO): membrane
Molecular function (GO): heme binding; oxidoreductase activity, acting on paired donors, with incorporation or reduction of molecular oxygen, NAD(P)H as one donor, and incorporation of one atom of oxygen; iron ion binding
Source: RefSeq, a predicted model, not a curated record